ACGAUAUAAGCCAUAACAGCCGCAUUACGGUCGAGACAGUUAGCAUGGAUUGUUUGGCCUUUAUAGCUUUUCGGUUGAUAGUGGUAUGGAUUUCCUUCAUACAGAUAACUUAGACAAAAUAACAACAACAUGGCCCUUUUUGGACGUUCUGAAAGCAUAGAAGAUAACAAAGACCUAUAAAUAACAAAGAUUAUCUGUCUUCAGAUACUACUAGCAGCAUGUACACGAUAUAAGCCAUAACAGCCGCAUUACGGUCGAGACAGUUAGCAUGGAUUGUUUGGCCUUUAUAGCUUUUCGGUUGAUAGUGGUAUGGAUUUCAUUCAUACCGGGCAGUAUCCAUGGUGCAGACAGCCAAGGCUUUGAACGCCACCCUCCGCGGCUAUUUCAGUGACACUCGACAUCACGUGACAAACUCCACCUACAAGAAGAGAGCAAGAGACUUCAUCGUUAGCCAGUUCCAGGAGUUCGGUCUGCAACCACAGGAGCACAAGUUUGUUGUUAAUCAAUACGAGUUCUACAACAUUAUUGGGAUCCUUAACGGGACUCGAGUCGGGACGGUCGAUGACAAACUGGUCGGAGUAGGCACCCAUUAUGACACAGUUGCCGACACAAAAGGUGUCGACGACAAUGGCUCGGGCAUGGCGGCCAUGCUGUAUGUUGCUAAGCAACUUACAGACGAGAAUAAACGAGGCGUGAAACGCAACAACACGGUGCUAUUUAUAGCCUUCGAUCAUGAAGAAGCUGGCCUCAUCGGAAGCAAGCAGAUUAUAAGCGGUUGGCUGAACCCGUGGCUGGCACGGACGUACGGAACGGCGGCACGACAACUUGUACCGUACGGCAUGAUCGUCUUGGACACGAUCAUGGGCUACAACCUGACCGCCAACUCACAGAGUAUACCAUCACCGCAGGCCAUCGAAUCGACGUUCCAAACGGUCUACCGCAAUGUUCAGUCCGAUAAUAGACGUGGCGAUUUCCUUCUAAAUAUCUACAGAAAAGAUGCGGAUAGAGCGCUCGGUGAAGCCUUUACCAGGGCAUGGCAAGCGCUGAGCCAUCCGAGGUUUGAACUCGAAGUGUUCCCACUGCCUAUUUCUAGUCUGACGCAGCUGAUGGAGCCCUAUCUGACCUUCUACCAACCCUUCCUGCGCAGUGAUCAUAGGAAUCUCUGGCUCGAUAACAUUCCGGCUAUUUUCCUCACAGAUUCGGCGGACUACCGCGGCGCUAUGCAGGUAUGCUACCACAGUCAGUGUGACAAUGUCGAAACCAUGCUGACCGAGGACAACCUGAUGUUUCUCUCCAAGACAACGGACGCCAUUUAUCAAACCAUAAACAGCCUUUCCGAACCCUCCGAGCCAGCCACCAGUGGGUGCCACCUCAUAACGUCACUUUGGUACCUGAUUGUUGUUCUUGUGGUCACAAUUGCAGCUAGAUAUUUCAUACUGUUUCAGUAAUGUUUGCUGUCACAAAGAUAUGUGUCUUUUAUUAAAAGCCCAAAUUUCCGUAUAAGUGUUUGAAUGGCGCUGAUUAGCAGGUUUAUAUGAAAUUAAAAUAACCAGGAAAUUAUUUAAAAUCAUAAAUGCAUUCCACAGAAACUCAUUACAUUAUCAUGUAUGUGUGUAUACUCACCAGUCUUAAUUUUUAUAUAGUUUUUCCCCUAUAAAACCUUCGAUUAACAUUGAAUUAACCACUGUUUUAAUAUAUUUUGUCUUUAUGUCCCCUUCGAAGAAGGCGUCAUAUAUAUAUAUAGCAAUUGCACUUUUCAUCUAUUGGUCUGUGCGUGUGUCCGGUGUUCCUUUCGACCCCCGUUUCCCUACUUCAAAGAUCAAUGUAAAACUUAAAGGUCAAAUGCGGUAAAAACAUGAAAAUUACUGUCGAAUCAAAAACUUUGAAAUAUAUUUAUGACUUUAAAAAUAACUAGGCACACGAAAAAAGAUUCCAAGACGCCGUGGUCUCAUUAAACUUCCGUCUCUCUGUCGCAAAAGUCAAGGUCACGGUUAAAAGCCAUGUCAAAUUCGGUAAUAAAACAGCUUCGCAAUUCCUGCCUCAGUCAUAAUGUUGCAAUUGCAUAAAUGAGUUAUUUAAAAAUGGCACAAAUUUACACCAUCAUAUUAAGACGUUUCGCGGAUAACACGCCUUUCUACCUGAAAGGUCAACGUUACAAGUUCAAAAGUAAAACUUGAUAAUUCUAGCCUCAGACAUAAUUUUGCCAUUCAUUGAUGGUUUGUUUAGUAACAAAUGCAAACCACCAUGAGGCGACUUGACACAUGUUAAAACCUUCUCUCUUAAACAAAGGUCAAGGUCACAUAUUGAGUUCAAUGUUUGAAAACACAUUGGAAUGGGGGGGGGGCAUCUGUGUCCUACUGAUUUAUGUCUUUAUUUUUAUAUUGAGUUUACGAGGUGUCAGGGUAAAUUUUGAUAUACAUUUCCACUGUUUUGUGCAGUUAAGUACACUAUCUUUUGGUGUCAAACAAAUCUCAGCGUUAAUUCACUGCUUUCAUUUAAUUCAUACGCUUCAAUAAAAAUAUAAAUAUUCGCCAGACUCUCUUACGGAGAUUUUAAAGUUGCUAAUACAGAGUGUUUAUGUGAAGAUUGUUUUUAUUACUUGGUAGCCUAGGACACUUGUAAUAACCAUUAUGUUAUUUAUAUUUAAAACAAACUUAUUUGCUAUACAAUAACAAGUCAUUAUAAUAAAGGUUGUAUAGAGGUUGUGAAAGACGUAGCAAUAUUAUCUGGCAACGGGUUUUUUUCGGGGGGGGGGGGGGGAUUUGGAUUUUGCCACAGCUAUACGAUAACUCUGCUAAAAUUAUUUCUGAAUACUUUCACAGUGAGGUUCCUUGUUAGAGGUAUAAAGCACUGUUAAUCAAUUACUUGUAUAAUACAUAAAUACUUUAAGCGUAUGUUCCGUACAUUGGGUACAUUGAAGCAUACUGUGGCGUCCGUCAUUACGGGGAACUCGGCCUUCAAUGUGUGUUUGCCUUGCCGUCUGUGUCCACGUUUAAAUAUUACCCUGUUUUGUGUUCUCGUGUAUUUAUUCGAUGUAUUAUAGACGUAUAACUAGACGUGUGUCAGUUUAAAUAAUAUAUUUAUUCGUUGUGUAGUUAUUAUCAAAACAGUGAAUUUUUGUCGGUUGUAAGUAUAAUAUUCUUAAUAUUAUAUAUUCUAAUAUAAACAGAUACAUGAAUGUUGCCAAUGAUAUAGGAUACUUGUUUCAUCUGCAUUUUAUGUGUAUUGAUUUUCUUUGUUCGUAAGUUAUAUAUACAAGUUCUACAAUGUUUCGUCUAUCUUUACUCGUAUGUAUCCAUUUUAAGCACAUUGGAAAUAAACCUUUUCAAACAAA
Messenger RNA from Dreissena polymorpha, 3334 nucleotides. RefSeq lists its product as uncharacterized. Gene Ontology annotation, molecular function: metalloexopeptidase activity. Gene Ontology annotation, biological process: proteolysis. Bases 339 to 1448 code for a protein of 369 amino acids. The record is from RefSeq and is a predicted model, not a curated record. The transcript is spliced from 10 exons. Lineage: Eukaryota; Metazoa; Mollusca; Bivalvia; Myida; Dreissenidae.